Molecule: messenger RNA, 876 nt
Organism: Aureobasidium musti
Lineage: Eukaryota; Fungi; Ascomycota; Dothideomycetes; Dothideales; Saccotheciaceae
Source: the annotation of a GenBank genome assembly
AUGUCUGUUUCUGAGCCACAGUCUUUGUUCCUGAGGUUACCUCCCGAAUUGAGGCUUGACAUCUACAGGGAACUCCUCCUUCACGAUCCGAAUUGCACCUUUGCAAGCUCCAAGCCUGCUCUGCUCCCAACCUCGGUAGACUACCAUGAAGGCCAUCACACCGCAUCGAACCAUGUAGAGCCAAACGCUGUCACUCUCUCCAUCCGUGCCGAAGACCCAUCCAGCUACAAAUCGCGUGCUCCUGAACAUGUACGCAGCGCCUUUNUUGUCCGCUCCGGCGGCCUACGGCCUGGCUGCGUGCCUACGACCUACUUCUGCGUCAGUAAUAUGGGCAUCCACACAUCCCUACUGCGAGCGAACGCCAGAAUCCACGCCGAAGCUGUCGAAGUCUUGUACUCGAACCACGUCUUCGACUUCGACAUGCACAUCGAGGCUUUCGUCGGCUUCCUAGGAGAUCUGACUCCUUUCGCUCGCAAUUGUAUACGAUCGAUACGUCUGGUAAAACGCGCCUUGCCGUACGAUAAAGAAUAUUCGAAAGCAGAAUGGGCCAUUGCUAUGGGGUGGUGCGCAAGACUUCCCAAUCUGAGGUCGUUAUCGCUAGGCAUUGUCGCUGGAAAGCCAGGUCCAGACGGCUGGGAUCUGAUUCCUGCUUUCAGACCGGAACACUUCGAUAUACUCAGGGGCACGGAUGGCAUGGAGUGGAUCGAAGAGCUCCUUGCUGUGAAGGGACUAGAUCACGUUGCAGUCGAGCCCAUCGUCGUGCAUAGCCCGUUCCCUAGAAGCGCAGCGAUGGCACGUUACAUCCAGUUCUCGGCGAGUAUCGACGAUGGAUCCNUUGAAGUCUGGUUGAAGGACAACAUGAUUAAGAGGGAGUAA